AUGUCGCAGCUUGCAGAUGAUCUCUAUGCAAAAGCUGCGCAUGCUCGUGAAUCUUUAGCUCUGCCCACAGCAUGCCUCCAGGAGCUUGGCUUUUUUCGGAAAGACUUGCCUUUGAUUGAGUUGAUUGACUCUCUGAGGUUCAUCGGCAUUGAUAAGGAUAUAGAUCUACCAUCCAUUGCAGUGGUGGGAGAUCAGAGUUCUGGAAAGAGUUCUGUUUUGGAGGCUCUCUCUGGGGUGGCUUUACCUCGAGGAAGUGGUAUUGUCACUCGUUGUCCUCUUGAGUUGAAAUUGAGGAAGACCACAACUGGACCGUGGUCAGCGACCAUUUCUUACAGUGGUCACAAAGAGACCUUUUAUGACCCAUUAAAAGUGGAUAACCUUGUUAGAAAAGCUCAAAAUGAGCUUGCUGGAAAUACAGUUGGAAUCUGUGAUGAACUCAUUACUUUGGAAAUUUCAUCUCCCGAUGUGUGUGACCUCACUCUGAUUGAUCUACCUGGUAUAACCCGUGUACCUGUACAUGAUCAACCUGAGGAUAUUGGUGAUCAGAUCAAAAACUUGAUACUGAAAUAUAUUGCCAAAAGUGAAACCAUCAUUUUAGCUGUUGUUCCCUGCAAUGUUGACAUAGCAACAACAGAAGCACUAAGAAUGGCACGAGAUGUAGACCCCGAGGGAUACAGAACUCUUGCAAUUCUCACAAAACCAGACCUUAUUGACAGAGGAGCUGAGAUUGAUGUUUUGAACAUUGUCCAGGGCAAAGUCAUUCCUCUCAGCAAGGGCUACAUUAUUGUGCGAUGCCGUGGUCAGAGUGACAUCAAUAACAAAAUCUCUCUUGGUGAAGCCAUGGAGAUGGAAAAGAAGUUUUUUAGGAACCACCGUUAUUUCAGCUCUCUCCUAACUGACGGUAAAGCAUCUACGCAAUGCCUGGCUGACAACCUGACUAAAGAACUGGCUGACCAUAUUAAGAUAUCACUACCCUACUUGACUGAACAGAUUCAGACUAAACUACUCAGUGUGCAAAGGGAGCUUAAAAAAUAUGAAAAGGGUCCACCUCUUGAAGAAGAGCUGAUGGGACCUUUUCUCAGUGAGAUAAUAAUGGACUUCAGCAAUCAAAUAAAUGAACUGAGUAGAACAGGACAUUCAAAAGAGAAAAACAUUCAUGCACUUCUACGUCCUGAGUUCAAGAAAUGGGACAUGUACCUAAGAGGCACUGAAAUAUCAUUCACAGCAAGAGUGAAUGAAAUGAUAGGUAAGUAUAAUGAGAUGCAUCGUGGCAGAGAAUUGCUUGCAUUCAGUGAUUACUGUGAAUUUGAAUGUGUCAUCAAAGACCAUGUGGCAGCCCUUCAAGAGCCAGCGAUGAAAACACUGAAGCAUGUACGAGAGAUUAUUCAGAAAGUGUUCAGAGAGAUAUGUUAUUUAUCUUUUGACCAGUACCCUCAACUGAGAUGCAUUGUAUCUAAAAUGAUUAAUGACAUUCAGUCAAAACAAGAGGCCAAAGUGGAGAAAAGAAUCAAGCAGUUCAUUGAUAUGGAACAACUGGUCUUCACUCAGGACAAGGUAUUACAACAGAAACUCGAUGUCUCUGACAUCCCUCAGAAGACUGGGAUGGACUCUAGUGAUGGGAGCUUCUAUGAUGAUGAUGACGCUUUUAAUUCUAAAGGCUGUGGAUUAUUGGAUACAAGAAAUCUAGUACCAGACAAACUUGUUCUCUAUUAUGAGAUCGUCUAUCAGCGCCUCACAGACUAUGUGCCUAUGCUGAUCAUUCUCUUCAUGUUGAAGGAUGUUGCUAAGACACUGCAGCAUCAAAUGCUAGAAUUGAGGAAUGGGGCAGAUGUGGUCAAACUGCUGAGUGAAGACUCAGAGCGAGGACACAGGAGAGCUGAACUAAAGCAGCGUCUGGAACGCCUCACACGAGCUCAGGAAAUGAUAAGCAACAGACUCUGAGACAUCUUUAUUAAACAUAAAAUUAGCACCAGGGCUGCAGAAAUUGGACACUGGAUAUACUAUAAUUGAAUAAUUUACCUUUUGUUCAGUUCAAUAAUUCUAUCAAUCAGUUAAAUCAGUAGCAAACAAUUUAAGAUACAUGUUUCAAAUCUUGGCUGAAUGGAAGAGUUACAAUGUAGUCACAAGUCAAUAUAUUGCCUUACACUAUCAAAACAAAUUAAAUCCAUAAUUCCUGUAAAAUUUAUCCAAUGUGUUAUAAAGACAAUAAACUUUUUUAACACCA
Molecule: messenger RNA, 2224 nt
Organism: Megalobrama amblycephala (Wuchang bream)
Lineage: Eukaryota; Metazoa; Chordata; Actinopteri; Cypriniformes; Xenocyprididae
Product: interferon-induced GTP-binding protein Mx-like
Exons: 13
Coding region: 1-1941 (646 amino acids)
Biological process (GO): defense response to virus
Cellular component (GO): membrane; nucleus; cytoplasm
Molecular function (GO): GTP binding; microtubule binding; GTPase activity
Source: RefSeq, a predicted model, not a curated record